AUGUCAGCUGAUAGUCUUAGUGCAUCGUUAGGUGAUAUAUCCCUAUCCGGGGAUGAAGAAACGUCAAGUUUUCAACCUAUUAAAGAUGAUCAAAGUAAUAAGACCUUUAAUAAUAAUAAUAUAAAUAAUGAUACUCAAAACACUUUAUUAGACUCUCCAGAAAUUCAAAAUGUUAUGAAUUCUGAUAUCGCAAUUAAUGCAUUAUUGACAAGAUUAAAAACAUCUUUAUUAACUUGUGAAGAAUUUACCAAAUUUUUACGUAAAAAAUAUUUAUUUGAAGAAGAACAUACAGAAGAAUUAUCAAAACAAUAUAAACAUUUUUUCACAACAACUAAUGGUGUAUCUUCAUUAAGAAAAAUGAUCCAUGACGUUUUAGAAUUUGAUGGGAAAUUAGCUAAAGUGAAACAAAGUUAUUUAACUGCUUUACAAAAAAUGUAUGAUGAAAUAAGUGCUUUAUUAUUAACUAUUACAAAAAUGAGAAAAAGUGUUAAAGAAAAUAGUAGACGUCUUGAAAAAGAUGUUGUUGAUGCUAUUCAUGCAGCAGAAAAAGCACAAAGUCGUUAUAUUUCUUUAUGUCAAGAUUAUGAAAAAGUAAGAAUGGCAGAUCCUUCAAAGACAAAAUUAACAUUAAGGGGUUCAAGGACAACAAAGGAGCAAGAAGAAGAUUUAUUAAGAAAGAUCGAUAGCGCAGAUUUAGAAUAUAAACAACGUGUUGAUCACUCAGAUUCUUUAAGACAUAAUUUCUUAACUAGAGAAAGACCAAGAAUUGUACAAGAAUUAAAAGACUUAAUAUUAGAAUUAGAUACAGCAAUGGCUAUUCAAUUACAAAAAUAUACUAUUUGGACUGAAAAUUUAAUUCUUAAUAGCGGUGUUACUGUUAGUCCAUUUGAUAAACCACAAAAUUCUAUGAAAGGUAUUGCUAAUUCCGUUAAAAAUGAACAAGAUCUUUACAAUUUCUUAAAUAAAUAUAAUGCUUCUAGUAAAAGUGGAUUACUAUUAAACAAGAAUUUAAUACCAGUUGAAUAUAAAAAACAUCCAUCGAUGGCUAAACGUAGGAACAGUGUAAAUAAAGCACCACCUAAAUAUGCUGUUGAUCCUGCAAGGAAUUCGAUUCCAAAGAGAAUUUUAUCGACCCACAAUGAAUCACCUUUCCAUCCUAGCUCAUCAACAAAUUUCGGAACACCUAUUAUUGCGUCCAAUUCGUCCAGUAAAUAUGCAUCAUCAACUCCAAUGGGAACUUCUCAAUUAUCAAGUACAACAUCAAGGUCAUUUGUACCAUUGAACCAACCUUCAAAACCACGUAAAUCCAUAGACACAUUUAAUGGAAAUGAAAAACAGGCAACAGUAUCGAAUAAUAAUCCAAAUAGUAGAAAUGGAGGUAACUUCCAUUCUUUAGAUCCAGGUAAAGGUGAUGCAAGGAUGCCAAGUAUAUCUAAUACAUUAGUAUCAACCGAUACAACCGAUUCCGAUAGGCCUGUAUCUUAUUUACAGACGGAUGUAAGAAUGCCUGCAGGUGUUCAGAAUAAUUUUAAAACAUUUGGGGUACCAUUAGAAAAUUUAAUCGAAUAUGAACAAGACAUGGUUCCGGCUAUUGUACGUCAAUGUAUAUUUGUUAUUGAUAAAUAUGGUUUACAAUUAGAAGGUAUCUAUAGGAAAUCUGCCAAUGUAUUAGAUGUUAGCAAACUAAAGGAGGAAAUAGAUAAAGAUCCUUCGAAUAUAUCCAUGAUCCUACCUGGAAAUAACCAUUCCGAUUCUGAUAUCUAUUUAGUGGGAUCAUUACUUAAAUCCUUUUUCUCUCUGUUACCAGAUCCUUUAGUACCGGGCAUAAUAGGACCAGAACUAAAAACUUGUAUAUCCAUAGAGGAUCCUAAAACAAGAAAAAAUUAUAUGCAUAACUUAUUGUAUAAGUUACCUGACGCCCAAUAUUGGACGUUACGUUCCCUAUUGUUCCAUUUAAAAAGAAUUAUAGCUAAUGAAGAAUCCAACAGAAUGAAUCAAAAGGCAGUUUGUAUCAUAUGGGGCCCAACAAUUGUACCUAUUAAUGAAGAAGAUCCAAAUGAUGUGAAUUAUCAAAUUGCUUCAAUGGAAGUGCUAUUGGAUGUUGCUGAUCAAGCAUUCGAACCAGAAUAA
Messenger RNA from Maudiozyma saulgeensis, 2130 nucleotides. Lineage: Eukaryota; Fungi; Ascomycota; Saccharomycetes; Saccharomycetales; Saccharomycetaceae. The record is from the annotation of a GenBank genome assembly.